UGACUGUGCGUGGUGCGGGCCCUCGUUCCUCCACGUAGCUCCUAACAGCAACAGGUGGCUUUUUUUGGGGAGGACGUGCGACCCGGCUUCAUCACAGAUGGGGAUUGGUGGAUUGGCGGCAGGUCGGGGAUAUAAAAUGCUGUGAAGCGACCUGUUCAACUUCACUGACAACAUGAAGGUCCUCCUGCUUCUCGGAUUGGUGGCUUUUGCCUCGGCUGACAACACUCGCUUCGAGGGAGAGAAAGUCUUCCGUCUGAAGCCCGUGCUUGACGAACAUGUGACCCUCAUUAAGGACCUGGCUAACAGCAUCGAGGUUGACUUCUGGAGGCCCGAGAACGCCGAGCUGGUGACCAUCGACAUCGAUGUGGACAUCCAUGUUCCUGCCAUGUACCUGGACAUCGUGUCCACCAUCCUGCACCAGAACGACAUGGAGCACGAUCCCCAAGAUGUUUCUAUUCCUGCCUCACAUCUGGGGGGUGAGUUGGAGGGGGGGGGGGUCGAGGGUCGCCCCCUCUCUUUGGUCUGCUGCGGCAUCAUGGGAGACAUGGCUCCUCCUGGGCCUCAGGACAGACCGCGCCCCCCUCGCCUCCAUCACACAUUGAGCACCCCCACCCCGCCCCCCGACUGUUUUUAUACUGUUACACACUCCUCUUCGCAGCGGCAGUGCUCCCUCCUGGUGAAGGCUCUGUCCACCUACGGCAGUGACUCUCAGAUGACCAGCCUGCUGAACGAGAUGGACGUCUAUGUCCUGCCCGUCUUGAACGUCGAUGGCUACGACUACACCCACAAGAGCAACAGGAUGUGGAGGAAGACUCGCUCCAGGAGAUCUGGAUCCAGCUGCAUCGGUGCCGAUCCCAACAGGAACUUCGACGCUGGCUGGUGCACCGUUGGAGCCUCCAGCAACCCCUGCAGCGACACCUACUGCGGGUCCAGACCCGAGUCUGAGAUCGAGGCCAAGAACGUGGCCGACUUCAUCCGCAGGAACAAGUCCGACAUCAAGGCGUACAUCACGGUGCACUCCUACUCCCAGCUGCUGCUCUUCCCCUACGCCUACACCUUCGAGCUGGCUGCCACCCACAGCGAGCUGGUGAGUCUCUAUCCGCUUUAACUUCUCAAACUGCUUCUGCCAUCCUGGUU
Notothenia coriiceps (black rockcod) is the source of this 1137-nucleotide messenger RNA. RefSeq names its product carboxypeptidase B-like. Lineage: Eukaryota; Metazoa; Chordata; Actinopteri; Perciformes; Nototheniidae. The coding region runs from base 173 to 1108 and encodes 311 amino acids. Gene Ontology annotation, biological process: proteolysis. The transcript has 8 exons. The record is from RefSeq and is a predicted model, not a curated record. Gene Ontology annotation, molecular function: zinc ion binding; metallocarboxypeptidase activity.